This is a messenger RNA of Periconia digitata, 630 nucleotides long. The record is from the annotation of a GenBank genome assembly. NCBI's taxonomy places the organism in Eukaryota, Fungi, Ascomycota, Dothideomycetes, Pleosporales, Periconiaceae.
AUGCUCGCCCGAACCCUCCGAGCGCGCACUACAGCGCGCAUCUUCCCUACCAUCUUCCGCGCUUCCUACUCGACGCCGGCUCCGACCGACCAGAAACUUGCCAAUGACCCGGUAAAGCGCGAAGCCAAGCAGAACGUCUCAGCCACCAAUGCGACCCCCACAUCUUCGGAAGGCUCAUUUGACAAGAUACUGGUGGAGAGCGUAGAGAAAGCAGAGCAAUUGAGGACGGCACAGAGUCCUAAUCGACAGGAAGUCUGGAGCACUAGCCAGCAACCCCGGGAACUUGCUAUGCGUGGACCGAGAUUCGAACAAACCAUCUUUGAAGACCAGCCUCGUCCCUAUGCUGCCAUCGAUUUGAUCCACAGGCAGCCUGUCCGUUGGACUAAGGAGCGUGUUGUUUCCUGUGACGGUGGAGGCGGUCCCCUCGGCCAUCCCAAGGUCUUCAUCAACGUUGACAAGCCGCAAAUCUGUCCAUGCGAAUACUGCGGUCUACCUUUCGCCAACGAGCACCACCGAGAACACCUUGCGUCCCUUCCCACAACUUCAUAUCCACUUGAGCCCCAAGGCCACCCAGCUGAGGUGGAAGAAUCUCAGAGGAUCACUAAUGAGCCGCUUGGACAGCGGUAGAAU